This is a messenger RNA of Anopheles cruzii, 2052 nucleotides long. Its product is annotated as phenoloxidase 2. Gene Ontology annotation, molecular function: oxidoreductase activity. The record is from RefSeq and is a predicted model, not a curated record. The transcript is spliced from 5 exons. Bases 1 to 2052 code for a protein of 683 amino acids. Lineage: Eukaryota; Metazoa; Arthropoda; Insecta; Diptera; Culicidae.
AUGGUGUUCGAUAAGAAACAUUUGCUGCUUCUGCUGGACCGUCCGCGUGAGCCAGUGUUCAUGGGCAAGGGGCGCGUAGUUUUCGAUGUGCCGGACAAUUACCUGACGGACCGGUACCGCCCGAUCGGGUCCGAAAUCCAGAAUCGGUUUGGUGAAAACGCCGAGGAGAGGGUCACCGUGCGCAGUAUCGCCCUGCCCGAUCUGCGUAUACCGAUGUCGCUCGGGCGCCAAGAACAAUUCUCGCUCUUCAUUCCACGCCACCGAAAAAUCGCCGCACGCUUGAUUGACAUCUUCAUGGGAAUGCGCAACGUGGAGGAUCUGCAGAGCUGUGCCGUUUUCGCUCGCGACCGCAUCAAUCCGUACCUGUUCAACUAUGCGCUAUCGGUUGCCCUGCUUCACCGGAAGGAUACGCACGACCUCGAUCUGCCGACGAUUAUCGAGAUCUUCCCGGACAAGUACGUCGACUCGAAAGUGUUCUCUCAGAUACGAGAAGAAGCCACCGUGGUGCCGGAAGGCAUGCGUAUGCCGAUCGUAAUCCCGAAGGACUACACCGCUUCCGAUCUGGACGAGGAACAUCGCCUGUGGUACUUCCGCGAGGACAUCGGUGUCAACCUGCACCAUUGGCACUGGCAUCUGGUGUAUCCGUUUGACGCGUCCAACCGAGCGAUUGUAGAUAAGGACCGCCGGGGAGAGCUGUUCUACUACAUGCACCAGCAACUGGUGGGCCGUUACAAUUUCGAGCGCUUCAGCAAUCGGCUGCAGCGCGUCAAGCGGCUAAACAAUCUGCGCGAACCAAUACCCGAAGGAUACUACCCGAAGCUAGACUCGCUCGUGGCGAGCCGGGCCUGGCCGGGACGCAUUGACGCGACUGUGCUGAAGGAUUUGAACCGCGAAGCGGACCAGAUCAAGCAGGACGUAGCCGAUUUGGAGCGCUGGAUCGACCGCAUCUACGAGGCAAUCCAUCAGGGAUUCGUUGUUGAUGAAUCCGGCAACCGCAUUCCGCUCGACGAAGAGAAGGGCAUCGACCUUCUUGGCAACAUCAUCGAGUCGUCCACCCUUUCGCCGAACCGGCAGCUGUAUGGCGAUAUGCACAACAUGGGCCACGUCUUCAUUUCGUACGCGCACGAUCCGGACCACCGGCACCUGGAGUCGUUCGGGGUGAUGGGAGAUGUGGCGACGGCCAUGCGAGAUCCCGUCUUCUAUCGCUGGCACUCGUACAUCGACGACAUCUUUCAGGAGCACAAAAACAAACUAACGCCGUACACACGGUCCCAGCUCACUUUCGACGGUGUGUCCAUCACCGACGUCACGGUGCAGCCGGAGGACGGUCCAGCGAACACGUUCCAGACCUUCUGGCAGCAGUCGGACGUGGAUCUGUCGCGCGGAAUGGAUUUCGUACCGCGAGGCAACGUUUUCGCACGAUUCACGCAUCUGCAGCAUUCGCCGUUCGUCUACACCAUCAUGAUCGAAAACGAUUCCGACGCCCAGCGAAUGGCAUUCGUGCGAAUUUUCCUCGCCCCCAAAAAUGACGAACGUGGCACGCCAAUGGUGUUCCGGGACCAGCGUUUGUUUAUGAUCGAACUGGACAAAUUCCUAGUUGCGUUGCGCCCCGGAUCUAAUCGGAUUAGGCGCCGGUCAAAGGAGUCUACUGUUACCAUUCCCUUCGAGCGUACUUUCCGAAACUUGGACCAGAAUCGCCCGCAAGCGGAUACACCGGAGGAGGCAGAGUUUAACUUUUGUGGCUGUGGAUGGCCAGCGCACAUGCUCAUCCCCAAAGGACUACCGGAGGGGCUGCCGGCCGACCUGUUCAUUAUGGUGUCCAACUAUGAGGAGGAUCGGGUCAUACAGAACCUGGUGGGGACGUGCAAUGAUGCCGCUUCGUACUGUGGCGUCCGCGACCGCUACUACCCAGACCGUAAGGCUAUGGGCUAUCCGUUCGAUCGGGCUGCCCGUAGUGGCGUGGACCGGUUGGCAACCUUCCUCACGCCCAACAUGGCCGUUCAGUCGAUCAUGGUUGUGCAUAACGAUCGAACAGUCAACCGAACCGGUUAA